Molecule: messenger RNA, 1857 nt
Organism: Penaeus vannamei (Pacific white shrimp)
Lineage: Eukaryota; Metazoa; Arthropoda; Malacostraca; Decapoda; Penaeidae
Source: RefSeq, a predicted model, not a curated record
AUGAAUGGCCUCAACGGCAGGGUGCAGUACCGGGUGGCGGCGGCGGCGGGCGGCGCGCGCGGGAGGGACGCCGUCGCCGUCAGCCAGGACGGCAUCGUGACGCUGUCGCGGCGCCUGAACCGCGAGGGCGGCGACGGCGACGCCCUCGUGGCGCGGGUGAUCGCCGCCGACAGCGGGUCGCCGCCGCUCUCCGCCACCGCCACCCUCGCCAUCGCCGUCAAGGAUGUGAACGACUGCGCGCCCACCCUGCUCCCGCCCACGACCUUCCACGUCAUGGAGAACUCGCCGCCGACGCUGCUGGGGCGGCUUCGCGCCACGGACGCCGACGCGUGGGCGCUGGGCCACGGGCCGCCCUUCGCCUCGCGCUCGACGCCGCCACCGCGCCCCCAGCUGGACGGCGGCCGCGGCGGGGCGGAGGUGUGGACGUCGGGGCCGCUGGACCGCGAGGAGCACCGCGAGCUGGAGGUGAAGGUGAGGGUGGAGGACGCGGGCGGCUUGGCGGCCACCCACGCCCUCAGGGUCGUCGUGGGCGACCUCAACGACAACCCCAUGAGGCCGGGGUCCAAGACGGUCUACCUGUGGAAGGUCCAGGGCGGCGGCGGGGAGGCGCCCCUCGGCCGCGUCUACGUCGACGACCCCGACGACUGGGACGUGGCCGACAAGAGCUUCCACUGGAUCGGCGUCCCGCACGCCCUCUUCGCCCUCGACCAGGACACGGGCGCCAUCUCAGCCUCCGCGCAGGUGGCUGAAGGAAGAUACGUCCUGCAGUUCGCCGUGAGUGACCGCGCCUGGGGUCAGCUGGGGGUCGUCGCCAAUGUGACCGUUCACGUGCGCAUGCUUGGGCCAGCUGUUCUCGCCCACGCCACCCCGGUCACCCUCGCGCCCACGUCCCCGCCCGCGCUCACCAAAGGAUGGACGCCCACGCUGGAAGCAGCCACGCAGCUGAGAGUGCUAACAGACAGCUCACUCAGUCACCAACUGGACGGCACUGACCCUCAGGAGCCCUUACUUGACCUGGAUGUCUCCUCCGUGAACUCCCAGCCAUCACGAACUCUUCCUCUUCAGCUCGUGGACACCAACACCACGUCCUUGGUGACGCCUCGCCUCUCGAACGCCAAGGACUGCCGCGCCUACACCCAGACGCCCACGAGUGACUCCUGCACGCCCACCUCCUGCCUCAACGGUGGGCGCUGCCACAGGACCUCCGUCGGGAACAGGUGCGUGUGCCCGGGCGGCGCCGUCGGGCCCAGCUGCAAGGUUCUCUCCCGCACCUUCAGUGGGCGUGGAUGGGCGUGGCUUGGUCCCCUCGCGCCCUGCCUCCCCGCCACGCUGUCCCUCCGCGUCCUCACGCUUCAGUCGCGCGCGCUGCUGCUCUACUCCGGCCCGCUCACGCCCUCGUCAGCGCAGAGACCCGCGCCCAUGCUAGCCCUGCAGGUGGUGGGUGGGCGGCCGCAGUUCCUGUACGAGGGUCCGCUCGGGCGGAUCAAGGUCGAGGUGGAGUCGAGGGUGGACGACGGCGAGUGGCACGCCCUCCACCUCCGCCUCCACGCUGAGGGCGUGACGCUGAUGCUGGACCUCUGCGGGCGCGGGUGGGAGGACAGCGCCGCCCAGGACGACUCCCACUGCGCGGCGCGGGCGUCGUGGCCCGUCGAGGGGCAUCUCUCCGCCUGGGCGCCGUCGGACCCCCUGCAGGUGGGCGGCAUGGCUCACCCGCCGCCACGCCCACACGCCCACGGGUGGAACGAGACGCCCAUUGACGAGCCGCUGAAGGGCUGCGUGUCGCACAUUGCCGCCAACGGGGAGGAAGUACAGAACUGGCAGAAUUUGUUCAAGGUCCUGUUCGUCCCCAGGCUUUGA